AUGGCUACACCAUUGCUCCAGACAGACGAAGAAGAAGAAGUUAUAAACUAUGUGCAACAUAGAAGAGCUUCCAUAGCAUCAACGGGGAUCACCAGAAUACCUCUGGGGAUGGUUCGUCAUGAUCCAGAUACUGUAUCUACAUACGGGAGUCUUCGUCCGACUCUCUCUAACAAACGAUAUGACAUUCAAUCAGUGCUUUCACAUCAUUCAGAGCUAGCUCCAGAACCUGAUACACAAAUGAUCAUUGAAAUGUGGGUGCUUUUCAAAUAUUCGUUACCAUUGAUUGUUACCUUUUUACUUCAGUAUUCAUUGAACGUUGCCUCAGUGUUCUCGGUGGGGAGAUUGGGUUCAGCAGAGUUAGCCGCUGUUAGUUUGUCUACUAUGACAGCCAAUAUCACUGGGUAUUCCAUAAUUCAAGGGGUGUGUACUUGCUUGGAUACCUUAUGUGCUCAAGCCUAUGGUCGUAAAGAUUACAAUACUGUAGGAUUAUAUUUGGUUAGAUGUACCAUUCUCUUGUUCAUAGUUUAUGUGUUUGUGUUCAUCCUUUGGAUGUUUGGAAGUGAGCCUAUUUUGACUUUACUUAUAGAAAGCAAUGACCCUAAAAUAGUCAAAUUGGCAAGUGAUUACCUUAAGGUAUUAAGUUUCGGUGUACCUGGUUUCAUUGUUUUUGAAAAUUGCAAACAUUAUUUGCAAUGUAUUGGUAUCUUCCAUGCUCCAACAUAUGUUUUGUUUGUUUGUGCUCCAUUGAAUAUUGUGCUUAAUUACAUUUUGGUGUGGAAUAAUACCAUUGGAAUCGGCUUUCUUGGUGCUCCUUUGGCAGUGGUUAUCACAAAUUGGGUAAUGUGUUUCUCACUUUGUGGUUAUAUUUGGUUUGUAGAUGGUAAACAAUGCCUACCCAGGGACUCUUCAGGGAAGAUUUUAGUUUUCAAUAAGGCUUAUUUACAAAAUUGGCCAAGAAUGAUUGAAUUAGCUGUUCCAGGUGUUCUUCAGGUUUUAGCUGAAUGGUUAGCAUUUGAAAUCAUUACCUUUGUUGCAUCCAAAUUUGGUACUGAAUAUUUGGCUGCCCAAUCUAUCGUUUCCACAACUUCUGUUCUUCUUUAUCAAAUCCCCUUUGCCCUUUCCAUUUCAAUUUCAACAAGAGUUGCUUGGUAUAUUGGAGCUGCAGCUAAGAAAUCUGUUAUGACCACAACCAAAGCUGCCUUGUAUCUUUCUUUACUUUUAGGGUUGAACAAUUGCUGGAUUCUUUGGAGAUUCAGAUACUGGUUGGCUAGUUUAUAUACCAAUGACCCUGAAGUUAUCAAAUUAGCAGCUCCAGUUAUCAUCAUUGCUGCUAUCUACCAGAUUAACGAUUUCGUAUCAUGUUGUACUGGUGGAAUCUUGAGAGGUCAAGCAAGACAAAAGAUUGGAGGUUAUUUAAACCUUGUUGGAUACUAUUUGAUUGCCUUACCUAUUUCCAUUACAUUGGCAAUUCAUUUCAACAUGAAGCUUAUGGGAUUAUGGAUAGGAAUGAUCAUUGCCUUACUCAUUGUGAGUAUUUCCCAAUUGGCAUUUGUUUUAACUAGUGAUUGGGAUCAGGUCAUUAGUCAAUGUAUUGCCGACGGUAUCCAGGAAGAUAUCAACAUCGAAACAGUUUCCAACAGACCAUCUAUGUCGAGUAAAAUGACCCAUGUGUGA
Molecule: messenger RNA, 1674 nt
Organism: Lizanozyma spartinae
Lineage: Eukaryota; Fungi; Ascomycota; Pichiomycetes; Serinales; Debaryomycetaceae
Exons: 2
Coding region: 1-1674 (557 amino acids)
Biological process (GO): xenobiotic detoxification by transmembrane export across the plasma membrane
Cellular component (GO): membrane
Molecular function (GO): antiporter activity; xenobiotic transmembrane transporter activity
Source: RefSeq, a predicted model, not a curated record